AUGGAGAUUGACACCGCUGCUGAUUUCUUGAUAAUGAGUAAAAGCAUGUAUGAUCAGAUGUUUAGUCAUUUUCCACUUUAUCCGUCAGCUGUAAAAUUGAAGACCUACACCAGCGAGAUACUUCAGGUAAGUGGUGAGAUGAAAUGUGAGAUUGUGUACCAAAAUAAGACUUUUAGGUUGCCAAUUGUGAUAGCUAACUAUGUAGGGAAACCCACUCUACUAGGUAAAAAUUGGCUUGCCCAGAUGAAAUUAGAUUGGGGCAGGGUUUUUAGCAUAAAAACGUCAGAGCAAAGUAAUGCUAGGGACCAACUUAAUGUGUUACUGUCAAAAUACAAAAACAUGUUCGAAGACAGCUAUGAAGGAAUGAAAGGGUUUGAAGCACAUAUCACUAUGAAAGAUGGGGCAAGGCCAGUGGAAAGGGGCAAGGCCACUGAAAGAGGCUGUAGAAGCAGAGUUAGAAAAACUUGAGAGAAAUGGUGUGAUAAAAAAAACUGAGAGGACAAAGUGGGCAAGUCCAGUAGUAGUUGUACCAAAGGCCGAUAAGUCUAUAAGGUUGUGUGGAGACUAUAAGGUAACAAUAAACCAGUCAGUGCAAGACGAGCAGUAUCCUCUUCCCACUACACAGGAUUUGUACACUAUGCUAACAGGGUCUAAAGUUUUUAGUAAACUCGAUUUAUCUCAUGCAUAUGCUCAGCUAAAUGUUGAUAAAGAGAGUCAAGAGUAUCUUACAAUAAACACACAUAAAGGGUUGUAUAGCUACACUAAGUUACCUUAUGUGGUUAAAUCUGCACCUAAAAUAUUUCAGUCUAAAAUGGAUCAGAUUCUCCAAGGGAUAGAGAAAUGUGUGUGUAAGCAGGAUGACAUUCUUAUUGGUGGGAAUGACUGGAGAGAGAAUCUGAAGAUAUUAGGUGAGGUUUUAGAAAGAUUAUGUCAGCAUAAUGUACACUUAAAACAGUCAAAAUGUGAGUUUUUAAAACCAGAAGUUGUGUACCUAGGUCUUAAAAUUAAUGAAAAGGGCUUGCACCCAGUAGAGGAGGAAGUGGAUGCCGUUAGGAAGGCCCCUGUGCCAUCUAACGUCAGUGAGCUAAGAUCUUUCUUGGGUAUGGUACAAUAUUAUUCAUUUUUUCCAAAUUUGGCAACAACCUUAGCACCUUUGCAUAAGCUUUUAAAGAAAGAUGUCCAGUGGAAGUGGACGUCCGAAUGUCAAAAAGCUUAUGAUGUUUGUAAACAAAGUCUUACUAGUGAUACCCUGUUAGUACACUACGAUUUAAAUAGGAAAUUAAGACUUGCUUGUGAUGCAUCAAGUUACGGACUUGGUACCGUUCUGAGUCAUGUGAUGGACGAUGGUCAGGAAAGACCAAUUGCUUACGCAUCUCGCACACUUAGUCAAACUGAGAAAAAUUAUGCCCAAAUUGAGCGUGAGGCAUUGUCAAUAGUGUUCGGGGUAAAAAAAUUUCACCAGUUUCUGUAUGGUCGAAAUUUUACAUUGAUCACAGAUCACAAACCACUAUUGGCAAUUUUGGGCCCUUGGUCUGCAAUUCCCACACUUGCUGCUGCAAGGAUGCAAAGGUGGGCAUUGGUACUCUCUGCCUAUGAUUAUGUGAUAGAAUACAAAUCAUCUGAAAAACAUGCUAAUUGUGAUGCACUCUCUAGGUUGCCACAUCAAAACUCAACUAUAGGUAGUGAGAGUGCAAUCUACCAGGUAAGUGCAAUCGAUGAUGAUUUUCCAAUUACUGCAAAAGAUAUUGGGAAGGCAACUAAAGUUGAUUCUGUUCUCUGUAAAGUAUAUUAUUAUGUCAUGUCAGGUUGGCCUGAGAAUUGUCAGGAUGAAAAUCUGAGACCAUAUCAUAACCGAAAGCUGGAAUUAUCCUGCGAACAACAUUGUGUUCUGUGGGGCUCCAGAGUGGUUAUUCCACCAGUUUUUAGAGAGAAAAUGCUCAAUGAAUUACAUUGGGAACAUCCAGGUGUAUGCGGAAUGAAAGCAAUUGCUCGCACCUGUGUUUGGUGGCCCAAGAUGGAUGAGGAUAUUGAGAGGGCUGUGAAAGCUUGCACAGUGUGUCAGUCGGUAAGAAACACCCCUCCUCAUGCACCACUGAUACCAUGGAAAUGGCCGACCAGACCAUUUCAACGUGUUCAUAUUGAUUUCUGUCAAGAAGGUAAGGAUUAUUUUCUUGUGGUAAUUGACAGCCACUCAAAGUGGAUUGAAGUAAAACAUAUGACCUCUACUACUACCCAACGUACUCUUGAUGAGCUUCGAUUGAUCUUUGCUGUUUAUGGUUUGCCAGAGGAGGUAGUGUCCGACAAUGGACCUCAAUUUACUGCAACCGAGUUUGUCGAGUUCAUGACUAAAAAUGGAAUCAAGCACACAUUAGUCCCCCCAUAUCAUCCGCAAUCAAAUGGGGCAGCGGAAAGGUCCGUGAGAGUGGUUAAAGAAGCUUUAGCCAAACAAGUUAUUCAAGGCACCCAAGGCGUGUCUAUGAAACAUAGACUGGCAAAUUUUCUCCUUAGGUAUCGAACCACUCCUCACAGCACCACAGGUGUGUCGCCAGGAGAGUUGAUGAUGAAGCGCCGUUUGAGAACAAGGUUGAGUUUGGUUAAACCUGAUCUAGCACAGGUCGUAGAGGGAAAGCAAGAACAGCAGAAAGUGUAUAAAGAUGGGAAAGGAAAGAGUGAGAGAACAUUUGAGAAAGAAAGUGUUCGCGUGUUAAACACUAGAGCAACGAACAAAACUAACAAAUGGAUUUUAGGUACAGUAGUUAAGAGUUGUGGGCCGCGGACAUAUGUAGUAAAAUGUGGAAAGAGAAUGAGACGUGUGCAUCCAGAUCAUUGAUCAAGGCACAGGAUGGUAGAGAGAAUGGUAGCAAUGAUUUAAAAGAUGAUGAUGACGAACCAGAGGUAAGUAUUUCAGAAUCUGGGGAACAGACUGUCGCAGAUGACAAUGGCGAAAUAGCCACCGAGGUAAGUGAAUCACUGAUAGAGGUAGUUGAGAAAAAUGUGACACCUGUGGUGUCUUCAGAUGUUGUUGCCCAGCAGAAAGAUCUUCGGAGAUCUGGGAGAAUCAGAAAGCCAGUAAAUAGGUUUGGAUGGUAAGUAUUUUUUGUUUAUGUUGUUGUUUGACUAAUAUUUAUAAAUAACUAAAAAAAAAAGAAAAGCAGUGUAAUAUAUUAAGGUUCAUAUUAGCAUAAUUUAUGCAUAUGCAGUGUAAUAUAUUAAGGUUCAUAUUAGCAUAAUUUAUGCAUAUCCCAUAAUGCUGUAUGGGAAUAAAAGAAGUGUGUUGUAACUCGACCACGUUGUUUGUUUUGCUUAUAUUCUUAUACUAAAACAAGUCUCAGUAUACUACAUAUAGUAUGCUAUAUUAUAUGUUAUGCUAUAUUUUACUAUUUUAUAUAAUAUAUUACGGAUAUUUGCUUUGCAAAUCAUGUGUAAUAACCCAUCUUUAUAUGUUCUCUAAUUAUAUUAUGUUAUUUAUGUCCUGGGAAGUGAUUCAGCCAAAAGAUACUGUCCAACCCGCAUUUUCCCAUUUUUGACCCCGACAUCUUGUUUGACAAAUGCCGGAUAUCUUUGAAUUUUCAGAAUUUUUUUUGACAGUCAUGACGGCAGAGGAAAAAUAUUAAAAAUCAUGAAAGCACUGGCAAAUAGCAUCAUUUGUUCAGGAAUGACGGAUAAAUAUUUAUAAGGGUGCGCUCAUUGUUCGUACCCCGGGUUCAAAUAGGGUUAACGAAAACUUCGUUGGCUCAAUGUGAGUACUCACUAAAUACUGGGUUUUUUGUUUGUCAUUACUUCUAGCUAAAGAAAAGAUCUUGAUGAGGACAAGAGCUUAAUUUAUGAAAAGUAUGUCUGUGAUGUUUUGGCCACCAUCUCUAGCAUGGCAAAUCCCUUUGUCUUUUAUCAAGCGAACCUUAUUUGCAGCCUAGACCUAGGCCUUCUAGUCUUAUUUAUAUAUUUUUAAUAUUCAGUGCUUUUUCACAUGAAAAGACUGGGACUAGGUGAUUUGGGGGUGGGGCGGAGGAAGCAAGCCUAGAAGGCCUAGUGGAUAUCCCAACAACAAGGGCAAAACUGCCCUGAAACUGCCCUGGUUGCGAAAUGCCCAAUUAUUGCGUUCUCGAACAGAAUUAUUUGCAACUUAACGGCGAAUUUAAACCGAUACAGGUAAAAUAAACUCAUUUAUAGCAUAAACUUACUAUUUUUAUUUGUAUACACGUCUAGAAAAUCGGGUUUUUUUAUCAUAAAGUUCGAAGCAACACUAUUAUUUAAUAUGUUGACAAGGUGUAGCGAAAGCACAAAAUGAGUCAAAAUAUAUACCAAAAGUAGAAUCUUUCUUGAAAUUUUGUCUUAUACACAACUACAUUAAUAUAUAUUUUCUGAAUUUUGGCAAGAAGCAGUCUUGUGUUUGUCGAAUAUACAAAAUAAAACGGAACAUAUAUUAUUAGCCCGUACAGUGCUGUAUAUAACAACGUACAUUGUUUACAAAUGGUAUAUCCGUAAUAUUUGAACAAUAAUUUCAAAAUCCUCAUUCCCAAUUCGCAAAUAUAGUUAUUCAAACAAAACAGUAGAUUGUCUUGCGAAUAAAAGAAUUAUUAUUUUGUGCCGUUUCGCUACACCUUGUCAACAUAUAUCAAUAGUAUUGCUUCAAACUGUAUGAUAAAAACCCCGAUUUUCUAGACCUGUAUACAAAUAGAAAUAGUAAGUUUAUGCUAUAGAUGAGUUUAUUUUACCUGUAUCGGUUUAAAUUCGCUGUUAAGUUGCAAAUAAUUCUGUUUGAGAACGCAACAAUUGGGCAUUUCGCAAUCAGGGCAGUUUUGGCCUUGUUGUUGGGAAAUCCACUAGGCCUUCUUUAUUUUGCUUGCGUCAGGCUUGUGUCCUUCCUCCGCCCCGCCCCCAAAUCACCUAGUCCCAGUCUUUUCAUGUGAAAAAGCGCAGAAUAUUUAAAAUAUAUAAAUAAAAAUAGAAGGCCUAGUCUAGGCUGCCUUAUUUGUAUUUUUAUUGAUGUAGAGGUCCAAACAGACAUUGCUGACAGAAUCCAACAAGCUGAAAAGCUUGGUGAGAAUCGGUUCUCUGAUUUAUGCCAAAACAACUUAUUUACUGAUAAUCCAGAUGUUUUCAUGAAAAUCAAGAAAAAUAUGUUGCAAAAUUUUCCCUCUAAAAAUUGACAGUGAAGGACAGACAAAUCCCCCAAUUAUCAAUGAAGACAAGCAGAGAUCUCUUUGCCAGAUUGCUGAUUUUGCCAAAAACUCGCGAAAUCAACCUGAAAGAAUUGCUCUGUAUAGCCUGAGUGAUUAUCCGCUUUCCUUGGCAACUGUUAGUGAAGGUCUAGUGAAGACAGCAAAAGCCAAGAUGUUCGAAAUUUUAGAAGGUAUGGCUCUUGUGAUGGUAGGGACAGGUGAUAGAUUUUUAAUUAUAAAUUCUUCAGCCUUAUCUGACGUACUUGGACAAGAGCUAUGCUCUUCCUUGCUGGGAUUUCAUGCCUUUUCAGGUACACGGAUUGUUUGUAUAUUGCAUACGUUAGGUGUACGUGGUAAGGAAUUACAAAAACUAAGCAGGAAUGGCGAAGCCAUGGAAGAUACUACAGGACAAUCCGGACUUCGUUCAAAGUUUCUGCGAUCUGGGAAAUUCGUCCACUCUAUCACAGGAUCUUGUCAUGUCGCUGGAUGUAUUUGUUUGUUUGCUGUACGGCGACAAAUCUUCAAAGACUGUAGAUGAGUGCCGAUAAAGUCUUUUCACAGAAGGUAAAUGUUCAGAUGAGACUCUUCCUCCGAACUGUGAUAGCCUGCUGAAACACUUGGACAGAGCAUAUAGUGAAGCAGCUGCAUGGAGGAGUCGUUUCUACCCCCAGUCACAACUUUCCCCCGGUAGGUAAUGGUUGGAGAUUAUCUGAUGGCCAACUAGAGAUUGUCUGGAUGACUCGUCCAUCUGCACCUGUAUGUAGAUUGCAAUUGCAAGACGGCACUGCAAAAAAUCCAUUUUCGCUUUGAGUUAUUUUAACACAUAAAUUUGCGUAAAAUGCAAUGUUUACUCAGAUUAAGAGUAUUUUUACUCGAAUAUGUUGAGUAUACUCAAUAAACUCAAACACCUGAGUAAAAUAUUUUGAGUAAACCACUAUCGUUUACGCAGUUAUAAUCGGUAAAAUUACUCAUUUGAGUAAGUUGCUUCAUAUUUACUCGUUAUUCUCGAGUAGAAUCGAUGUUUUACUCUAACAUUGAGUUAAUAUACUUUCCAGACUGAUCGAUUUACUCAAAGCUGAGUAAAGACUGCGAAUCUACUCAAUAUGAGUAGAAUGUACUGGUCACUCAUGGUUUGAGUAUUUUUACACCGGUAAAUGUUUGAGUAAGAAAUAUCGAGUAAACACCACCAGCUACACAAAUGUGAUGAGUAAAUUUACUCAAAGGGUAAAUUUACUCAAAGACCGUACCAAACAGUUUCCUCAGUGACUACAAUACUCUUCAGAUGAGUCAACUCAAGCAUCGGACAACCGGCUUUACUCACAAGUCAUGGCUGCCGAUCAUCAUGAUCGGGAACUUUGGGAACGUUAUUUCAAGUCCUGAUUCCUGAAUAGAGUAAACGUCAUCUAUAUUCAUCACACGAUAACAACGUUGAACCAUAGUUAAUAAAUAGAAAAACACGAGGUCAUGCACAGUAUAUAUUUCAGUGUUGUUUAUUCUGUGAUGUUAUACUGCGAUCAAAACAUACGCAGCGAUAGUCUUGUCUUAAUCCCCUGCUUUGUUUGCGUCUUGAAAUGUGAAACGACAGUGACGUAAAUCAUAUCUGACGACGCGGUAAGUUCAAAUUUCAGUGCCUCGUGCCUGCUUUGGUGGACAUAUAUUAUUCAUCUGUACCGCGAGGAAUUUCAUGGCGAAAAGCGUCAACUUCUUCUUCUUUUAUAUCGAAGAUGGUAAAUAGUGUAAGAGGCAUGAAGACUUGGCUUACAGAGAUGGGUUUAGGAGAUUGUUGUCUCUCAUUUGAAGGUAUAUUUGCAGAUUUUUUUCAUGUAGACGUUUGGACAAAUAAACAGCAACUGAGUUUGGUUUACAGCGCUUCAUUCGCAUUUGCUUCACUAUAGUUUAAACUUUGUCGCGUCAUGAUUGUCUAUACUUUAGAAUUUUCGAAGCUUCCAACGGGCGUUUAUAACAGAAACAAACUAAAGACGAAAGCGCAUUUCGCAUCACAAAAAGCGUUAAGAUUGAGCGCUGUUAGCCGCUGUGGUAUUGUGGCACAAUGCGCGCCGCCCUCCAUAUGGACGUUUGCAGUUGUAUGUUUGCCUAAAUAUAAGCUACAUUGAUUGAUUAUAUUUUCUUCACUUACAACUCUACGUGUUUACUGACGCUUAAGACAAAUAUUUGUAUGUCUGUAACUGUAUUUAUAAGAAGGUAAAACGGAUUUAACUACAGAAAAUUCAAACCAUCAGCAAGGUGUAAUACGAUACGUUUGCAUUGCCAUUGCGCCUAUUAAGCUCUGACAGCCUGUCUGUUACACAGUUUAUAUGCCACAUGUGUACUCUUUCUAAAGUCUAACGGCAGUAAAGUACGUUUUAUAAAAUGCUUUCAUGUUUCAUAUACUGCUAGAUAAACAAAAUUGCUGACCACGGUGCCAGUGUAAUUUAUUUGUUAAAUAAUCUAAAAGUCUAUAUAUUGUUUGCGUGAUUGAAUUUGGCCGGCCCGACGCGCCAGUCACUUCCUUCAAUUUGAGCUUGCAAUCCGCCAAUCCACAAGAUAGAAGAUUAAAGAAAAUCAUAUAGAAAAUAACUAUUGUAAGAGCAAUUAGUAAUUAUUAGAGUACAUGCAUGCAUGGACAUAAGCUAUUCUCCUGAGAAAGCCUUUCAGCCCGUUCUUUGUUAAUUAAUAUAGAAACCCAAAUACAUGAAGAUGAAUUCAUUGCUUUAACAGAAAGAGAAGACGUUCAGGACGAACGUCUUAUACUUGUGGUAGGUCAUAAAAUGAAAUUUUUUGAAGGCUCUGGGGGGGGGGGGUUGUAAAACCAUUAGCCUGCGAGCAGGCUCUCAUCUUAGAGCCUGAUCGCAGGCUAAAUUCCAUAUUUAUUUUAAAUUAAACUCCCAGCAAAAUACACAAAAGGACUUGAGGUGAGUAUUUUACAUGUAUUAUCAUUGUAUUUUAUUAUGUACUAUACCUUAGAAAGGCUGGGGUGAGGCAAACCCUUCGGUUUUGACAUUUUUCAUCACAUGAAUCAACAUUUUCAAAUUAAUUUAAUAAAGGCACUUCAGUUCAGUAUUUUUAUGACUACAAACAAAUACUGUAAUCUAUAAUUUGUAAAUUUGUUGCUCUCUCUGCCGAAGAUGGCUGAUGUUCUCCAGUUUUGAAGUUUGAAAACAUAUAUGUCUAUCCUUUUGCACUCUGGUGUUGCUGUGCAAGUGUGGCGACAAGCCGCCUUUCGCCGGCACCCCUCUUUGGUGGCUGAUUAACAAAUUGGCCGCCUGAUAUUGGGGACUUGUAUAUAGGCAUAUAUGUGCAUAACAUUAAAAAAAUGAAAGCUUUUUUGAAAUUAUUAAUUAACCUGGCAAUUUGAAAGAAUUAUAAAUUCUCCAGUUUUGAACAACAUAUAUGUCUAUACUUUUGCACUCUGGUGUUGCUGUGCAAGUGUGGCGACAAGCCGCCUUUCGCCGGCACCACUCUUUGGUGGCUGAUUAAAAUUGGCCGCCUGAUAUUGGGGACUUGUAUGUAGGCAUAUAUGUGCAUGACAUUAAAAAAAUGAAAGCUUUUUGGAAGUUAUUAAUUAACCUGGCAAUUUGAAAGAAUUAUAUAUUCUCCAGUUUUGAACAACAUAUAUGUCUAUACUUUUGCACUCUGGUGUUGUUGUGCAAGUGUGGCGACAAGCCGCCUUUCGCCGGCACCCCUCUUUGGUGGCUGAUUAACAAAUUGGUCGCCUGAUAUUGGGGACUUGUAUAUAGGUAUAUAUGUGCAUGACAUUAAAAAAAUGAAAGCUUUUUGGAAAUUAUUAAUUAACCUGGCAAUUUGAAAGAAUUAUAUAUUCUCCAGUUUUGAACAACAUAUAUAUGUCUAUACUUUUGCACUCUGGUGUUGCUGUGCAAGUGUGGCGACAAGCCGCCUUUCGCCGGCACCCCUCUUUGGUGGCUGAUUAACAAAUUGGCCGCCUGAUAUUGGGGACUUGUAUAUUGGCAUAUAUGUGCAUGACAUUAAAAAAAUGAAAGCUUUUUGCAUAUGAUUAAUUAACCUGGCAAUUUGAAAGAAUUAUAUAUUCUCCAGUUUUGAACAACAUAUAUGUCUAUACUUUUGCACUCUGGUGUUGCUGUGCAAGUGUGGCGACAAGCCGCCUUUCGCCAGCACCCCUCUUUGGUGGCUGAUUAAAAUUGGCCGCCUGAUAUUGGGGACUUGUAUAUAGGUAUAUAUGUGCAUGACAUUAAAAAAAUGAAAGCUUUUUGGAAAUUAUUAAUUAACCUGGCAAUUUGAAAGAAUUAUAUAUUCUCCAGUUUUGAACAACAUAUAUGUCUAUACUUUUGCACUCUGGUGUUGUUGUGCAAGUGUGGCGACAAGCCGCCUUUCGCCGGCACCCCUCUUUGGUGGCUGAUUAACAAAUUGGUCGCCUGAUAUUGGGGACUUGUAUAUAGGUAUAUAUGUGCAUGACAUUAAAAAAAUGAAAGCUUUUUGGAAAUUAUUAAUUAACCUGGCAAUUUGAAAGAAUUAUAUAUUCUCCAGUUUUGAGCAACAUAUAUGUCUAUACUUUUGCACUCUGGUGUUGCUGUGCAAGUGUGGCGACAAGCCGCCUUUCGCCGGCACCACUCUUUGGUGGCUGAUUAAAAUUGGCCGCCUGAUAUUGGGGACUUGUAUAUAGGCAUAUAUGUGCAUGACAUUAAAAAAAUGAAAGCUUUUUGGAAGUUAUUAAUUAACCUGGCAAUUUGAAAGAAUUAUAUAUUCUCCAGUUUUGAACAACAUAUAUGUCUAUACUUUUGCACUCUGGUGUUGCUGUGCAAGUGUGGCGACAAGCCGCCUUUCGCCGACACCCCUCUUUGGUGGCUGAUUAACAAAUUGGCCGCCUGAUAUUGGGGACUUGUAUAUAGACAUAUGUGUGCAUGACAUUAAAAAAAUGAAAGAUUUUUGUAAAUGAUUAAUUAACCUGGCAAUUUGAAAGAAUUAUAUAUUCUCCACUUUUGAACAAUAUAUAUGUCUAUACUUUUGCACUCUGGUGUUGCUGUGCAAGUGUGGCGACAAGCCGCCUUUCGCCGGCACCUCUCUUUGGUGGCCGAUUAACAAAUUGGCCGCCUGAUAUUGGGGACUUGUAUAUAGACAUAUGUGCACGACAUUAAAAAAAUGAAAGCUUUUUGGAAAUGAUUAAUUAACCUGGCAAUUUGAAAGAAUUAUAUACUCUCCAGUUUUGAACAACAUAUAUAUGUCUAUACUUUUACACUCUGGUGUUGCUGUGCAAGUGUGGCGACAAGCCGCCUUUCGCCGGCACCUCUCUUUGGUGGCCGAUUAACAAAUUGGCCGCCUGAUAUUGGGGACUUGCAUAUAGACAUAUGUGUGCAUGACAUUAAAAAAAUGAAAGAUUUCUGUAAAUGAUUAAUUAACCUGGCAAUUUGAAAUAAUUAUAUAUUCUCCAGUUUCAAAACAACAUAUAUGUCUAUACUUUUGCACUCUGGUGUUGCUGUGCAAGUGUGGCGACAAGCCGCCUUUCGCCGGCACCCCUCUUUGGUGGCUGAUUAACAAAUUGGCCGCCUGAUAUUGGGGACUUGUAUAUAGACAUAUGUGUGCAUGACAUUAAAAAAUGAAAGAUUUUUGUAAAUGAUUAAUUAACCUGGCGAUUUGAAAGAAUUAUAUAUUCUCCAGUUUUGAACAACAUAUAUGUCUAUACUUUUGCACUCUGGUGUUGCUGUGCAAGUGUGGCGACAAGCCGCCUUUCGCCGGCACCCCUCUUUGGUGGCUGCUUAACAAAUUGGCCGCCUGAUAUUGGGGACUUGUAUAUAGACAUAUGUGUGCAUGACAUUAAAAAGAUGAAAGAUUUUUGUAAAUGAUUAAUUAACGUGGCAAUUUGAAAUAAUUAUAUAUUGUCCAGUUUUGAACAACAUAUAUGUCUAUACUUUUGCACUCUGGUGUUGCUGUGCAAGUGUGGCGACAAGCCGCCUUUCGCCGGCACCCCUCUUUGGUGGCUGAUUAACAAAUUGGCAGCCUGAUAUUGGGGACUUGUAUAUAGACAUAUGUGUGCAUGACAUUAAAAAGAUGAAAGAUUUUUGUAAAUGAUUAAUUAACCUGGCAAUUUGAAAGAAUUAUAUAUUCUCCAGUUUUGGACAACAUAUAUGUCUAUACUUUGCACUCUGGUGUUGCUGUGCAAGUGUGGCGACAAGCCGCCUUUCGCCGGCACCCCUCUUUGGUGGCUGAUUAACAAAUUGGUCGCCUGAUAUUGGGGACUUGUAUAUAGACAUAUGUGUGCAUGACAUUAAAAAAAUGAAUGAUUUUUGUAAAUGAUUAAUUAACGUGGCAAUUUGAAAUAAUUAUAUAUUCUCCAGUGUCGAACAACAUAUAUGUCUAUACUUUUGCACUCUGGUGUUGCUGUGCAAGUGUGGCGACAAGCCGCCUUUCGCCGGCACCCCUCUUUGGUGGCUGCUUAACAAAUUGGCCGCCUGAUAUUGGGGACUUGUAUAUAGACAUAUGUGUGCAUGACAUUAAAAAAAUGAAAGAUUUUUGUAAAUGAUUAAUUAACCUGGCAAUUUGAAAGAAUUAUAUAUUCUCCACUUUCCGAACAAUAUAUAUGUCUAUACUUUUGCACUCUGGUGUUGCUGUGCAAAAACAACAUAUAUGUCUAUACUUUUGCACUCUGGUGUUGCUGUGCAAGUGUGGCGACAAGCCGCCUUUCGCCGACACCCCUCUUUGGUGGCUGAUUAACAAAUUGGCUGCCUGAUAUUGGGGACUUGUAUAUAGACAUAUGUGUGCAUGACAUUAAAAAAAUGAAAGAUUUUUUGAAAUUAUUAAUUAACCUGGCAAUUUGAAAGAAUUAUAUUCUCCAGUUUGGAACAGCAUAUAUGUCUAUACUUUUACACUCUGGUGUUGCUGUGCAAGUGUGGCGACAAGCCGCCUUUCGCCGGCACCCCUCUUUGGUGGCUGAUUUGCAUGGUGGGUGAUUGAUUGGGGACUACAGUUAUUGAAAUAUAUGAAUAAUAUAAAAAUAUUUAAGUGUUUUAGAAAUGAUUAGGUAUAAAAACUCAUAUGAAACAUUAACCUGGAAAUUUGAAAGAAUAUUAUUCAGUCUAACUCUUAAAGUGGCAGUGUGUGUUUAUUUUAUUUAUUAUUUUAUAUUAUACUAUAUUGUUUAUUGUAUACAGUAUUAUACUAUAUGUGGUUUUGGCAUUUCUUUAUACUCAAAUAAUAACCAUUUAUAAGUGUUAUGUUAGAGCACACCCAAACCGAGGGCUGAAUUAAAGGAUAAUGUAGUCCACUCUGCAAUAUUAAUUUCUAAUUAUAUGUUCCUUCUAUUUAUGUAGGAAAGUUAAGAUGUAGAGAGUUUCGUGUCAAGCAAAGAUCCAAAAGAAUUGCCAUUUCUUGUAUUGGUUGUCUGGCGACCGUUGAAUGCAAUUUCUCAAAUCUUUAUUGUCGCUGACUUGCUUACCAGUACUUUUUUGAGUUAAGGGUGGAAUUGUGGAACUGAUGGCAUGAACUCGCAUUCUGAUUUCGAGAGGAGGCCAAUUAAUGAAAUUAGGAAUGACAUAUACUAGUAAUAUGAACUGAAUAAAAUCUGAACUCAGUAGGAAAGGGCAAUUGCUCUUGCACUGUAUAUACAGUAGGUAUCGUAUAUACUGUAGCUCAUUGCAGUAUUUGCAUCGGUUUGGUUCGAAUGUUGCAUCUUUACUCUGAACGGAGUGCAUGCGUACAACCAUGCAGGUAUUGUAGGUCAAAAUCACUUUGUUUGUUACUACUGUAUAUGCUAAUAUAAUUUGUUCUAUAUAUUUGGGUAAAUAUAUUAUUUUCACAGACACAGUUGUGUUGAAAUGACUAUAUAGUAUCUGACUUUAUAUUAUUUCUUUCAGUCAUGGCCUUACUCGGAACAAUGAGUAAAAAGGUACUCAGCUUGCUGGGAAAAAGGAGAAUGUUUAAAAUUUUAACGUUAUUAUUUUACUCAGAGAUUUGAGUAGUUUUGUACUCAUUGUUUUGAGUAAGGCACUUCUUUUACUCACUGUGAGUAAAUAUCGCACUUUACUCACGUUUUAGGUGUCACUGGGAAUGGAUUUUGGUUUACUCAAAAACUUGAGUAAAAUUUUACUCAUUGUUUUGCGUAAAACCUGCAGUUUACUCACUGUGAGUAAAAAUCGCAUUUUACUCACGUUUUAGAUGUCACUGUGAAUGCAUUUUGUUUUACUCAGAAAU
Molecule: messenger RNA, 13322 nt
Organism: Paramuricea clavata
Lineage: Eukaryota; Metazoa; Cnidaria; Anthozoa; Malacalcyonacea; Plexauridae
Source: the annotation of a GenBank genome assembly